Chenopodium quinoa (quinoa) is the source of this 723-nucleotide messenger RNA. RefSeq lists its product as uncharacterized. The coding region runs from base 1 to 723 and encodes 240 amino acids. The record is from RefSeq and is a predicted model, not a curated record. The transcript has a single exon. NCBI's taxonomy places the organism in Eukaryota, Viridiplantae, Streptophyta, Magnoliopsida, Caryophyllales, Amaranthaceae.
AUGGCAUACUUGCAUCUAUAUGUUGAUAAUAUUAUUUUAACUACCUCAUCUGACAGGUUGCGUGUAGGAAUUAUAUCUCAGUUGCAAACUGAGUUCCCUAUGAUCGACCUGGGUCCAUUGAGCUACUUUUUAGGGAUUUCGGUCACCCGUACUCCCUCUUAUUUGCUACUUUCGCAGGAAAAGUAUGCACAGGAGAUCUUGGAGCGUGCAAGUAUGGGCUCUUGUAAACCUGCAGCCACUCCAGUUGACACUAAGUCCAAACUUAGUGUAGAUGCAGGACCACCUUUUCGGGAUCCUACUUUGUAUCGCAGUUUAGCCGGUGGUCUUCAAUAUCUCACCUUUACUAGGCCAGAUAUUGCCUACGCGGUACAACAUGUGUGUCUUUUUAUGCAUGAUCCCCGAGAAUCUCAUUAUGAUGCAUUGAAACGCAUUUUGCGUUAUGUUCAGGGUACCGUUGAUCAUGGCUUACAUUUAUAUCCAUCUACUUCUCAUCGUUUGAUUACUUACACUGACGCUGACUGGGGAGGUUGUCCCGAUACCCACCGUUCCACAUUGAGUUAUUGCUGCUUCCUUGGGGACAACCUCGUUUCUGGAUCAUCUAAGCGUCAGCAUACCUUAUCUAAAUCGAGUGCAGAAGCAGAAUAUCGAGACGUUGCUAAUGUUGUCUCUGAGGCUUGUUGGCUCCGUAAUCUCUUACUUGAGUUACAUCGCCCUCUUCGAUAG